Vitis riparia (riverbank grape) is the source of this 3275-nucleotide messenger RNA. RefSeq names its product probable WRKY transcription factor 2. The record is from RefSeq and is a predicted model, not a curated record. NCBI's taxonomy places the organism in Eukaryota, Viridiplantae, Streptophyta, Magnoliopsida, Vitales, Vitaceae. Gene Ontology annotation, molecular function: DNA-binding transcription factor activity; sequence-specific DNA binding. The transcript has 7 exons. The coding region runs from base 799 to 3039 and encodes 746 amino acids. Gene Ontology annotation, biological process: regulation of DNA-templated transcription.
GGGCAUAAAAUCUGUGUGGUGUGAAUGCUAAAAAUGGAAGGUAACUGAAAAGGGCUAAACAGCAGCAAACAGCAACAAGUGGUUAUAACAUAUUUCAGUUAGCAAAGGGGUACAAGUGUUUGGCAAGUAGAGCAGACAGGCGAUUCUGUAACACAUAUUUACCAUAAAUGUUCCAAUUAAAUUUGAAAAAUAUCAUGGGCCAUGGGAGCCAGGCGAAUGAAGCCCAGUCCAAAAACAGGGAACCAGGAUUAUUGCUGAGAGAGAUAAGUUAAAAGGAGAAAAAAAAAAGUGGGUAAAGAAGCUUUGUUGCUCUUUUGAUCUCUUCAAAGAUUCCAUCCAUUUCCCGUCCACCACCAUUCCGCAAAUCAACUCUUUCUCCCCCUUUUUAUUUAUUAUUCUUUUUUUAAUUAUUGUUGUUGUUAAAUGUUUUUUUGUUGGGGUUAAAGAAUAAUAAUAUUAUUGGGUUUUGUUUGUUUGUAUGUAUUCUUGAUCAUCGUCAUAAUCAUCUAUGUUGAGAUUGGUGUAAACAAACAAUUGACAGGAGGAUGAGGGGGGUGGAUGUUUCCAUGUUCUUUUCCAUUCAUGUUGGAUUUUGAAGGGAAAAAGUAGAAGAAAGAAGGAGAGGGGUCAGGUCCGGUCUGGUCAGGUCUGGUCUGGAUUAGCUUCUACCUGACAAGGUCUUCUUCCUAUCUUCUUCGCUUUUUGACUCUGUAAUCAGGGAUUCAUUCGGCCUGUACAUCACUUUGACUUUAAGUUGCUCUGAUAUUGAGGCAAUAGCACUCAAGGGUUCCAAUCAGCAUGGCGGGUAUUGAUGACCAUGUUGCUAUAAUUGGAGAUUGGGUGCCCCGCAGUCCAAGCCCGAGAAUGUUCUUCUCAAUGAUGCUAGGUGAUGAUGUUGACUCAAGAGCAACCUCUGAACCUACCAACGAAAAUAGAAAUGAGGGUUUCUUUCUGGGAUCUCCAGAGCAGAUUAUGUCUGGGGAUACUGACAAAAAGACACUAGCUGGUGACUUGGGUGAUCAAUUGACUGAAUUAGGUGCAUUUUCUGAUCAGAAAUUAAGCUCACGGGGAGGUCUUGUGGAAAGGAUAGCAGCCAGAGCUGGAUUUAAUGCUCCAAGGUUGAAUACAGAAAGUAUCAGAUCUGCUGACCUGUCAUUGAACCCUGAUGUUCGGUCUCCUUACCUGACAAUCCCUCCUGGUCUCAGUCCAACUACACUGCUAGAAUCUCCAGUUUUUCUCUCGAAUUCACAUGCUCAACCCUCUCCAACAACGGGAAAAUUCCCAUUUAUUCCAAAUGUUAACAAUAGGAGCUCCAUGUUGAUCCCAGCGGCCCCUGAUAGGAGUAAAGAAGAUCUGUUUGAGGACUUCAAUACCUCAUCUUUUGCAUUCAAGCCUGUUGCAGAAUCGGGUUCCUCCUUUUUUAAUAAUGGAGCCAGCAAAAUAUCUGCUGCGACCAUUCCUCAGCAGUCAUUUCCUAGUAUUGAGGUCUCAGUUCAGUCAGAGAACUCUCUACCUUCUCAAAUUAUGGAACCUACCAAAGUCCACUCUCAGAGUAGGAACACAUUCCAUGUUCAGGCAGACUUAUCCAGAUCAUCCACUGAAAAAGAUAUCCCUGCUACUAUUGCUUCAGAUCCAACUGUCCUUGGUACAGUUGGCAGUGCUGAACAUUCUCCACCACUUGAUGAGCAACAAGAUGAGGAUGGAGAUCAAAGGGGUGGUGUAGACAACAUGGUUGGUGGUGCCCCAGCCGAGGAUGGAUAUAAUUGGAGAAAAUAUGGACAGAAGCAAGUAAAAGGCAGCGAAUUUCCGCGAAGUUAUUACAAGUGCACGCAUCCAAAUUGUCAAGUUAAGAAGAAGGUGGAACGGUCUCAUGAAGGCCACAUAACAGAGAUCAUCUACAAGGGAGCCCACAAUCACUCCAAACCUCCACCCAAUCGCCGAUCAGCCAUUGGGUCAUCUAAUCCACUCAGUGACAUGCAGCUAGAUAUACCAGAACAGGCAGGGCCACAUGGUGGUGAUGGUGAUCCAGUUUGGGCAAGCACCCAAAAGGGAACUGCUGCUGGAGCUCCUGAUUGGAGGCAUGACAACCUUGAGGUGACAUCAUCAUCUUUGGGCCCUGAAUUCUGCAACACGUCUACCACUUUGCAGGGUCAGAAUGGCACUCCUUUUGAAUCAAGUGAUGCAGUCGAUGCCUCAUCCACCUUUUCUAAUGAUGAAGAUGAUGAUGAUCGAGUGACACAUGGCAGUGUAUCAUUGGGUUAUGAUGGUGAAGGAGAUGAAUCUGAAUCAAAGAGAAGGAAAGUCGAAGCUUAUGCAACAGAAAUGAGUGGAGCCACCAGAGCAAUUCGUGAGCCUAGAGUUGUGGUUCAGACAACCAGUGAGGUGGAUAUCCUUGAUGAUGGAUAUCGCUGGCGCAAGUAUGGGCAGAAAGUUGUGAAAGGAAAUCCGAAUCCAAGGAGUUACUACAAGUGCACCAAUGCAGGCUGCACAGUAAGGAAGCAUGUGGAGAGGGCGUCACAUGACCUUAAGUCAGUUAUAACCACAUAUGAAGGGAAGCACAAUCAUGAUGUUCCUGCUGCUCGCAAUAGCAGCCAUGUCAACUCUGGUGCUUCCGGCACAGGACCUGCCCAAGCAGCAGCAGCUGCUGCUGCUGCUGCAACUGUUCAAACCCAUGUUCACAGGCCAGACUCAUCGCAAGUUCAUAACAUGGCGAGGUUUGACAGGCCUCCUUCAUUUGGUACAUUCAACCUGCCUGGAAGGCAGCAGCUGGGGCCUUCCCAUGGUUUCUCUUUCGGGAUGAAUCAACCAGGCCUGGCCAAUCUUGGAAUGGCUGGCUUGGGCCCUACCCAAGGCAAGCUGCCUGCUCUGCCGGUUCAUCCAUAUCUGGGACAGCAACGCCAGGUGAAUGAAAUGGGUUUCAUGUUGCCAAAAGGAGAACCAAAGGUGGAGCCUAUGUCAGAACCCAGUCUAAACCUCUCCAGCGGCUCUGCAGUUUAUCAUCAAAUUAUGAGCAGGCUACCGCUUGGACCUCAGAUGUAAGUACUUGGAAGGGAUGAUGCGAUUUGAUCUUUUAGCUACGCAUGUGGCUUCAAUGAACUUGUGCGUUGUUUGAAAGCCAAGUCAGCCGGAAUUUUGUUAAAUAUCAACUUUUAUUUGACUAUUGUCUAAAGACUAAGUUAUGCUGACAGGGAAUAUGGAUACUUUCAACUGUUAUUCUUGCCAGCCUUGUCAACUUAGGGUAAGCUAUGUCAUCUAGCUCUUGCCUUCGUUUGGUA